GCUAUUCGACUUCCGUUUUUCGAAGACCCUUCAUUCGAGUCCCGUCAGCUCAACUCUCAAUCAGUGGGGUCGUCUCUACGGUGCUGUUUUUCAGGUUGUCCUACCUCGAUCUCUUCAUUUUUAGCUUCAAUUGAUGGUUUUAUUUACGAUUUCGUUUCGAUUUUUGGAGUUUGUUUGAGGAUUGUGAAAGGCAUCCCAAUCUUGAAGAGAAUAUCUCAAUAUGCAGGCUGUGCGGGCUGCUGUGCUGAAGCGCAUGCGAGUGGGAGUGAGUGCACCAUGGAUGCAAGCUCCCAUCUUCACUAAUGGCCCCCGUCUAUUUUCCACCGAGGCUCAUGGAACAUACUUGGACAAGCACGUCGUCACCGACCGCGUCUUGAGCGUUGUCAAGAAAAUGAACAAAGUUGACAGCGCCAAGGUGACUCCAAAUGCGCACUUCCAAAACGACAUGGGACUCGACAGUUUGGACACGGUGGAGGUCGUCAUGGGCUUCGAGGAAGAGUUUGCCAUUGAGAUUCCUGACGCUGACGCCGACAAGAUUUUUUCCUGUGCUGACGCCAUUGAGUACAUUGCCUCUCAACCCCGAGCGAAGUAGAUUGAUAGCUCUAGUUUCGUCCAUGUAGCUCCUGUAUGGCAGUGCAAUUCCUGGGUAUCCUCCCAUCGAGUGGGCCAAUUUUAUUAUCUCCCAUUUAAAAAAAAAUUACAUGCUCAAUUUUUUCUCUCAA
Physcomitrium patens is the source of this 722-nucleotide messenger RNA. Its product is annotated as acyl carrier protein 2, mitochondrial. Gene Ontology annotation, cellular component: mitochondrion. Gene Ontology annotation, biological process: fatty acid biosynthetic process. Gene Ontology annotation, molecular function: acyl binding; acyl carrier activity. Lineage: Eukaryota; Viridiplantae; Streptophyta; Bryopsida; Funariales; Funariaceae. The record is from RefSeq and is a predicted model, not a curated record.